Phaeodactylum tricornutum CCAP 1055/1 is the source of this 1716-nucleotide messenger RNA. RefSeq lists its product with no specific name. Lineage: Eukaryota; Bacillariophyta; Bacillariophyceae; Surirellales; Neidiaceae. The coding region runs from base 1 to 1002 and encodes 333 amino acids. The transcript is spliced from 2 exons. The record is from RefSeq and is a predicted model, not a curated record.
AUGAAGAGAAAAGAAAUUUACGGCCACCCUGAUGCUGCGGUCGGAACGAUAAAAAUGGAUCCGCGAGUGCUGCCCGUGCGAUAUCGUCCAUCAUCAGUGUCGGCUCGACCGCAUCGACGAUCUUCCUAUCGAUCCGCUUCUUCUUCAGGCUCGUCGGUAUCCACUUCUUCUAAAAGCAUUGACUCUCAAAAUAUUGCGCCCGCUAUUGCGCUCUUUGGUGCGGAAGGCAAAACGGGUCACCACUUUCUCCGCCUGGCACUAGAUGCAGGGUACAAUGUCAACGCCUACCUCAGUCCCAAGGUUUCGUUGCGCUCGUUGGAAGAAUUUGCACAUCAACCCAGUCUGUCCGUGACAACAGGCAAGUUAGAAGACAUCGAACAGCUAGAGCAAGCAAUCUCGGGUGCACAGUAUGUUGUAUGUAUGCUAAACGAUACGUUGCCUGGCAAAAAAGAAUACCCCGCGGGAUGCCUUGUCUCGUUUGUAAAUCGCUUGUACCCCAUUCUUCAGCGGGAAUCCUCUGUUCAACUGCUGAUCUUUCAAUCUACGUCGUUGGCGACUAGCGUGUCUGGUCCUACUCCUUUACUAUCCAAAGUGGUAAAAAGAGCAGCACGAAGACGGUGUGCCUUUACAAAAGAUCAGGACGCCGUCGUCCGAUACAUUGCCGCCCAACAUGGGCUGCGCCAGCCGAAACAAUCAAAUACUAUCAUCGGACCCGAGAAAAGAAGCUCGGUUGGCCAAAGGUCGAUCAAAGCUGACGAUCAAAGUUCCGUCACUCGGACCGAUUGCUGCGACGAUGCGUUACCACCACACUUUUCGUUUAUUGUGACACGUCCGACUAUACUUCUCAAAGACGGCCCUCCGUCCAAGACGUUAUCCGCUUCAAAAUCGCAACCUGGUCUCUUUCCAGUGGCACACGUAGAUCUCGCCGAGUUCACAUUGACCGCCCUACAAAACGAGAAGCUCUACAACACGAGUCCUUACGUCGUGGCAGACAUCUUUUAGAGUAAAGGGUCAAUCAUAAACAAUUAUUCGUUCAUAUGCGUUCAUUCACUUCUACAUUACAACAAAGACAGAGCAGCAAAACAAAGCUAUACAGGUAAUGUAAAAUCAGCUCUGAAAUGCCAAGCACCGUUCUUGACCCCCAUGAAGCUCAUUUUGGACAUUCAAAAUCGAUUGUCCUGUCGAGCUCACAUACCUCGAGUAAGACAAAAGUUAACACAAAGACUCAAGAUACCGCUUGUCUCAAAGAGGUCCGCCCACUACGUUCUACCUAUAGUUAGUGACCAGCGUUCUACUCAACAUUGCACAAGUAAGCGGCUCGACAUACAACCGGAGGUUGAAUUACAGUGAAAACAUUUAGCUGAGCAACAUCAAGGAGCAUUCUUGGGAAUUGGAAGACUCGAUCUGGACAAGGCCUACAAUCAAAACCCAAUACACAAAAAGGUUGGAACUGCUACUUUUCCUAUUUGCUGACAUCGAGGAUGCUGCUAAAGCAUCUCCAAUUGUUCCGGUGGCAAAGCAGCAGCUCUCGCCUUUUCUUAUUGCUGAUUGUAUUCACAUCACCUUGUCUAGCUGGCGUCGAAUCUUUACAAGCCACAAGAUAUUCGAUGCCACCCGUGCGAAUUCAGUUUCAGAUCGCCAAUGAUAAUGUUGAUCGGAUCGAAUUGGAGCGACAGCUGCGAUCUAUCUUCGCUAUUCGCUUGAGUUCAGUUUUUU